AAGGUCACUGGGUAGUGUUCUGCUCCCGGCCGGCUCGUUCUACAGGGCUUCUGUUGUGCUAGUGUUUGUGUGUGCAUUUGCCAGUACGUACGAGUUUUUUCUGCUGCCCCAUUCACUUGCCUGCCGUGCUUCUGGCUGACUAACAAGAAGAGCAAACAGUUGAACAGUAAAUUUACUGCUGAACCUGCCAUCAAUGAAGCCCACCAGGCUUCUGUCGCCAGACACGGUCCUCAAGCGUCGGAAAGCGAACAGUUUCGAGCUGGCUACCCUUCUGUGCAGCUAUUUGAUAGGAAAUGGAUUUGCAGCGUGCGUGGUGUCCGGUUACGCUACGCGGGAAAUCGUCAACAACGACCAGCGCCGGGUUAGCUGCCCGUACGUUCCCUGCCCGGCUCAGGACUCCGUAGAGAAAGAGGUGACUGAACCUAGCAAGUACCAUUUGCGCGAUCCACCCGAUUUGCGCAGCCGCUACCUUCUUGAUCUGGAGCAAGAAAAGCUGAAUAAAAUCGAAGAAGAGCAACGUAAAUUGGACGAAGCACGACAGAAAGCGAUCGAAGAGCUGGAACGGCCCGCUGAGGAUGUCAAAGCUGGUCACCGCGUCCACGCGUGGGUCGUAGUGAUCCUUAAUGCUCCCUGGUGCUACAAACCGGGCUAUCGCGAAAUGAUAGUCGAUCCGGUCAGUGGCGAGAGGGUUUUGCGUCCACCAAGCGCAUUCUUCAUCGAACCGGCUUCGGGUUUUCGAUAUGAAGUUGAUGCGCCAUGUUAUCUAGGCGUUGAAAGCGUUUGGAACCAACACAACUAUUACGUCAAUAAGCAGCAACCAAUCACCGAUAUCAAAAACAUGCGAUGGGAUUUCAAAAACACUAGCGACUGGGAACAUUUUCUACCCGGAGAGCCCUACGAGUUGCGAGAAGAUUGCGUCGUCCCGGAAGACCAGGAACCGCUCACCACCGAGGAAGAAUUAGAAAAAGAAAAACACCUAGACUUGCCCGCAUCUUGGGUUGGUCCCUUAUCGGUUACGAUGAAACAGUUUGAGGAACGCUUCCCGAAUGGAAGCAAAGUGAUCCACUUCAAGCGGGCCGUUUAUGAACGUUUCGCUCCCUACUCAAAUAUGAUUGGAUUAGUCAAACGACUCACCCUGUAUGAGACGCUAGAAUACGAAAAUCCUACUACCCGCUGGGAAUGGUAUAUCAACAGGGACGACCUGCUGGAGAUGAUAAAGCACGACUAUGAGAGCCAGGAAACUGAGGAAACAUUCGCGAAAGGACGGUCGGACAGCCUGCGAAUGCUGCAACGCAGCUCUGCAGCGAAUCGAGAAUGCAAGCUGAGUUUCUUCUCGCAGUAUCGGUUUGAUUCGUUACGGGAGCUCGUCUACCACCCAUCCUACGUGCGAGAAAGCUACGAUCAGAGGGAUGAUAUGCUGUAUUUCCGUGAGUUUAAGAAUGAGCCGCGAAACCUAGAUACCUUGGAAGGCUGUAAACUUACGCGAAUAACGGAAAAGUUUCAACGUAACCCCUCAAAGGAAGCCGUUCGGGAUAUAGCAACCAGAACAUGCUACAUUGAAGAGAACCGCAUUGUGUUGCAAUUUCACUAUAAUGACGAUUGCAUCACCGCAUCCACCCGAGAAUUUAUUAAACCACCCAAAUCGGAAAUGGGUGAAGAAGUGCCGUACGAUCCCAACGGUACCUCGGGAUAUAUAUCAAAUUCGUGGGAACCUCAGCCAACGCACUUGGAACUGUUUCUACUACUGAAGGAGCAGUUAAAAGCCGAAGAAUCCUCAAGCCACGCCUUUCGGUGCCGGGUAGCCGAAACAGAAACACUACUCAGCGAACGCAGGAAGCAGAUCGAGUCACCAAAGCUCAAGUUUAGCCUUUUCGAUCCCCUCCGCAAUGAGGAAGCCCGCCGUGCGCGCUUGCAAAAAUAUGAACAAGUCAGAGCCCGUGAGGAAAUGAUCAGACAGCAGCAGGCGGACUUUUUGGGCCCGUUUCUGCUACGGAUGAAGGCCGAUGAUGUUUCCCGGGAGCGGCUCCGGGCUGCCUAUCAGGACUGCGUGCAAGAUCUGGGCAGUUUUUAUCACACGAUGGAGGACGAAAUGAAGGUCCGGCUGGAUGAGCUGAUGGCCGAGGAGCAGGCCCUGAAGAGGUUUUUGGCUAAGUUUCAGGACCAUUUUGAAGAUGAGGAGUACGAAAAAUUUAUUGUGGAAGGAGAGAACAUUGAGCUGAAUAAGAACGUCGUCGGGAUGCGCAUGGAAAAGCUUCGGAACGAGUAUCGACAGAAAGUUGAGCACCUGGAGAAGACCAUUCAGGAAAAAAUGGCUAAUAUAUCAGCAGAUUAAGUCUCUUUCAAAAUCUUUUUUGUGUGUGGUUGCGUGAAUUUUUUUAUCACAAAAUUUGAUGUGUUUGAAAUAAAAUUAUUUUGGCGGUCAUCAAACGAAACAAAACUCUAAUUAAGUUUUCACAGAUACGUUUUCUUAUUCAAAAGUAGUCGCUCUUCCCAUUUCGCCCGUUUAAUUUUUCACAUUGUUUAAUAGCAUCUUUCUUUACACGGUUCGAUUGAACUAAUCUUACCUUAAGUUAUUGAUAUCGUUUUUCCUUUAAGUGUUUGUUUUGGUGUGGUUUGGUUUACCGUCCGUAUGUUAAUGUGUACGUGUGUGUAUGUGAGAGUGUUUGUGAAUAUAAGUAAUCUCUUUCCAAACCUUUGUUCUGCGGUUAUUUACCACUUGAUCCACCUUCGUUUCCUUUCUUUUGUUUUUUUUUCCACGGUGCCUUCGUAUGCGGAUGAGUUUUGCAUCUGACUGUGCGCAUUCGCCACCUCAUGCACAACUUGUUAUACGUGACCGCCUUUCUGUUUAGUAUAAAAUAUCUAAAUAUAUAUAUUUUUCUUAUUCCGGUAUAUAUAAGGUAGAUUUACACUUUCUUUUGGUAUAUUUUUCUUACUAAACCAAACUUAUCAAAAUUAUGUUUCCGCCACUAGUUGUCCUCAUUCCUUGUUCGCUCCACGAAAAAUUCCAUUUAGUAUUCUUACUCCUACCAUCCCGUUUAUAUUAGUUGUGUUCUCGAUUUUGUUCUUCUAGGUAUUGUUUGUUUGGUUGUUUUUUUUUCCUUUACAGAGAAACGCGCAAGUUUAUUUAUUUUGCUAUGUAUAGAAUACAAGUGAAAGAUCUGUGUAUUAUGCACGAGUGUCCUUUGUGUUAAAGUUGUUGCGAACUGUAUAGACUAGUCGAUAGAGUACAAGGAUGCUGCACUUGCUCUGCUGCAACGAAACUAUUUCAAAUCAUUGCAAAUUACACUAUAUACGAAGGUAAAUUCGUAUCGAGUAUCGCCCGCUGCAUAGGCUUAUGAACUUGUUCUUGUUUUACGCUUAGGUGAUUUUUUGUUUCUAUUCUGUUUUCGUACGUAUUCA
This is a messenger RNA of Wyeomyia smithii (pitcher-plant mosquito), 3399 nucleotides long. RefSeq names its product coiled-coil domain-containing protein lobo (gene lobo). Gene Ontology annotation, biological process: flagellated sperm motility. Gene Ontology annotation, cellular component: motile cilium. NCBI's taxonomy places the organism in Eukaryota, Metazoa, Arthropoda, Insecta, Diptera, Culicidae. The transcript is spliced from 7 exons. Bases 194 to 2332 code for a protein of 712 amino acids. The record is from RefSeq and is a predicted model, not a curated record.